Oppiella nova is the source of this 1806-nucleotide messenger RNA. NCBI's taxonomy places the organism in Eukaryota, Metazoa, Arthropoda, Arachnida, Sarcoptiformes, Oppiidae. The record is from the annotation of a GenBank genome assembly.
CAAUUUGAUUGCCGUUUGAAUGCGUGAGUCUUACUCAUGAUUGCCUUCAGUGUUAGUAUUACUGCCAAACAUGUUAUCAACAAAUCAUUGCAUUUCGCCUACAAUUCAGUGAACAUCUCAUCGAAAGUACAAUACAUUUACAACGAGUUGUGUUUAGCAUAGAGUCUAUGCCAUAGACUUCACACUCAGACCUGUAUUGUGUUUGCAAUUCAUGUUUUGAUUAAAAAAUUUUAUUAAAAAACAAUUCAUUUGAUAUUUAGUUCAUUAGACGUGCGGAUAGUUCAUAGAUUACUUGUACUCUAUAUAAUGGUAUUGUAGCUAAUAAUUGUGAGCAAGGUGAUUGUGCCGUGGAAUCCGUGUGAUAAUCAAUGGCCACAACCAAACACCGCAAGAAGUUGUCAUCGGAGGGCGACUGCAAUGAAUCCAAUAUCAAACACCGAUUGCACCACUUAUUCGGUCAAAUCGAGAAGGAAUUCGAUGGACUCAUCACCGAAAACGUCGCCCUCAAAGAACGCGUGGAAACGCUCGAAGAGUUGAUCCUAUCGUCCGGCGCGGCGCCCACCGAAGCCUCCAAUAAAGUUCUUCAGCAAAAAUUGUCCGUUAAUUCGGUGAAAAGGGAUUCAAUGGUCGCCGCGAGUCAAUUGUCGGCCAAAAUCAAGUCGACGUACAAACUGAAGGCGUCGGGACGUAAUCUAUUCAAAGGCCAGUCGGUGUCCGGACACCUGAUCAGCAAAUAUGAGUGGCAUAAGGACGGCCUCUGGUAUAUCACAACUGCUCUCAGACAGCAGAAGCAGUUUAUGGCGACCGCGUCGGCCGACGGAACGGCGUGUGUCUGUGAUGUGACUAAAAUGGAUGCAAAUAUAUCACCCUUUCUGUCAUAUGUCGGUCACUCCGGGUGUUCUGUGAAUUGUAUUAAAUUUCAUCCCAAUUAUGAUCUUAUAAUGACUGCCGGCGGCGAUGGGUCUACACAUAUAUGGAGACCUAAUUUGGAACAUUAUUUGCAACGAAAUUCCGAAACCGACGACUCGUCUCAAGAGAUGCCCGAAGAGAGUCCGACGCAAGUAAUCAAAAACAAUUUGUGUGAACUGACGGGCCAUCAAAGUGUGGUCAUAUCGUGCGACUGGAUCUCCGGUGUUGACCAAUGCGUGACCGCGUCGUGGGACAGGACAGCGAAUAUUUAUGACUUCCAAACGGGCGAACUCGUGGUCCAGUUGGCCGGACACGACCAGGAGUUGACGGACGUGUGCGCCCACGAGUCCGCUCGGCUUAUAGUCACCUCAUCGCACGACACGACAUUCCGGUUGUGGGACUUUCGGGAUGCCAUACAUUCCGUGUCUGUAUUUCAGGGACACACAGAGUCAGUGAUGUCGGCCUCGUUUCUGGGAACCGAUAAAGUCAUUUCAGGGGCCGAUGACAGGACUGUCAAAGUGUGGGACUUACGUAACAUGCGUUCGGCGCUCACAUCCAUAUACGUGGAGUCGCCGGUCAAUAAGUUUGACGUCUCGCCGGAGGACAACCUCAUAGCCAUUCCGCUGGACAAUCGACACGUGCGAGUGUACGACCUGUCCGGCAACCGGGUGUGCCGUCUGUCCCGUUCACAACACGACCGAAUGGUGACGUGCUGUGCGUUCGCACCGGUCAACCAAACCAAUAGCACCCACUUAUUCACCUGUAGUUUCGACCGCAGGGUCUGCCUCUGGAAUAUUGUCACUGAAUUCAAGUCUUAACUUAUUAUUAACGGACUGUCCUUCGCGUUUCAAAGUCUAUAAUUAAAUUUUGUUUGUUUUAUUUGUAUUAUACUAUUAA